This is a messenger RNA of Drosophila obscura, 3638 nucleotides long. RefSeq lists its product as uncharacterized. The record is from RefSeq and is a predicted model, not a curated record. The transcript has 2 exons. The coding region runs from base 131 to 3259 and encodes 1042 amino acids. NCBI's taxonomy places the organism in Eukaryota, Metazoa, Arthropoda, Insecta, Diptera, Drosophilidae.
AUUUAAAUGGUAUUUAUUUUUGGUCACACUGAUGGCCAUUUUGCUUUAUUUCGCAUCUUCUUGAUUUUCGGUUUGUGGCGCGUUUUUUGUUCAUUAAAUAAGGAAUUAGCAGAACGCUGCACAUGCAAACAUGUCGCACGCCCUAUUGGACGAGGAAACAUUGGAGGCACUGGUCUACGAGCGCUCCAAAAGCUGGUCCAGCAUGAUGAAGCACUGCGGGGAAGCAGGCGAUGGCAAUGAGGUUGACUUGGGGGACAUUGAGAAACUGUACAAGGGCGAGGAAAGAGAUCCGGAUGUGCAGGAGGAUGAGGAGGCGGCCGAGGAUGAACUGCUGGAAACGGACCUGGGCAUGGGGAACGUAAAUGCAACGGCAGCCAUGAGCAAGGCGGAGCUGACGAUGAUUUUGUGCGCAGGCGAGAACAAAGAGAAAACGGCCGAAAUGGAGGAGAUUCUGAAUCAAACGAUGCCCAUUGUUCAGGAGCACAAGCGCAAGUGGAAGGCGGCUGGGCUGGAUCAAAUACUGGACACCUUCGAUGCGCAAAAGAUUGAACAGCAUGUGGGCCAAUGGAUGCGCCGCAACAACAGUGUCUAUCUGGAGGAGAGUUCCCAGAGGUACGAUUGCAGUCAUGAACGUUCCCAUUCCGAUCCCAGCGACAACGAGUCGCUGCACUCCAUCGACACGGCCCGCUAUAUAAUGCAGAGUCGCAAACGCAGCACACCCAUCCCCAAGAUGACCAACAUGACCACCAUCAAGAUGUAUCGCACCCAUUCGCGCAAGCGCGACGAACUGCGUGCCAAGUACGCCUACGACGACGAACAGGAGCACCGCCAUCACAUGCAGGCUUUGCUGCAUCGCCGCCGCGAAAGGGAGCGGAAGCUUGCCUAUCUCACCAGCAGUCCCAGGCACUACUCCUACAGGAGCAGCAGCCACCACAGCCAUCACACGCGACUCAAGCAUCUGCGUAAGCGUCGCGCCGAUUCAUCGCUGUUUGGGUCGCCGUCAAGCGAGGACGAGGAUGCCACAUUAAGUGGGUGCGACUGCAGAUCGUGCCUAAAACGUGUGCUGACCAGAAGCGCAUAUGAAUGCUGUUCAUAUCGCGGCCAGCGCGAAUAUCAUCACCAAGCUGCAUCAUCACGGUCCAUGCACCGCGUGCGACGUCCACAAAGCUUCCAGGAGGAGCUGGACCUGCGUCCACGUCUAAUGGAGAACGAGUGCAGCUGCUGCAACAGCGACCGGCUGUGCGCGGACGUGGUGCACAUUGCCAACAGCUCGACGGAGGAAUGGGUUGUGGAGAACUGCAAUAGUCCCGUGCCCACCGGGACGCCUACCAAGUGCAGCAAUCGUCUAACCUGCAUCAAGAAACAUUUCACGCUGCGGAAAACACCACAGACUGUUCGCUCCAAGUGCCGAGACCGUGUCAUGGGUUCAGCCCCGCAUAGAUUGAUUCGGAAGGCAACUUCCGCUGCAGCAUUAUAUAUCCCAAGGCGUGAGGGGACUCGUCUAGUGAUAAGAAAUUUAAUUGACAGCGACACUUCCGAUGAAGACGCACGCAAGGAGCGCAGGAAACCAUUGAGUGGCGCCGAAGGAAGGGAGCCACACACUCCAGCGAUCUCAUCUGUGGAAAAGGCAUCCAAAAAGAAAGCCAAGCCAAUGAAUUUGCCUCCAAUCAGCGAAGUCGUGGCCAAGAAAACAAAUUCCGAAGACGAAAUGGCUGCCCACGAACUUCAGGCGGUGCCAGAGGAUGAUUCUUCAGAUGAAAACGAACUCCGAGGUAGAAGCCGAUUAAUGAGUUUCUCGGAGGUAAAACAGAAAAAGGUGGCCAAAACUAGGAAAGCGGUCAAACCAAAGUCUUCUGUGGAAAAGGCGCCAAAGAAGAAAACUAUGUUGUCCGGCAAGUCAAAGAGUUUGCCUCCAAUCAGCGAAGACGUGGCCAAGACAAAAGAUUCCUCAAGUUUGCCUAAAAUCCUCGACGACGAUGGAGCCAAGCCUGUGAGGGGAGUGACGCCAGAAGUUGGCAGGAUCAAGAGCGUUACUUCCGAAGAUGAAAAAAGUUUAAUGGAACCAAAAAAGAUGGGGCCAGCCAAAGAAAUACCGAAAGCCAGUGUCGCCAAGAAUAAGCCUUGCCUUGCGCCAACAAUUCCCACCACCGAUGGAGAUUUCUUCAAUUCUCAGAACAUCGUAAGAACAGAAUCACCCGUAGAGAUCUCCACACCUGUCGCGCCCAAGGAGAAGCGAUUGACACCCAGAUCAUCCGCCAAGAAGAAAAUCAAUUCAAAUUGUGCUUCAAGUUUGGCUCAAAUCACCGAAGAAGUGGAUCAUUCGCCAGAUUCCCAAUGCACACCCAAUGGACAGGCGGCAAAGAUGCUAGUGGUAAAACUAAAAAGAUGCACCGUGCCAAAGAACGCCGAAGCAGCCAGUUCCAGCAGUUCUGAUGGAGAUGAAUGGCCUCUGAGUACGUCCAGAAUCAAGAGAAUUCGCCAGAAUACGACGACAUUAAAUGACACGGAUGAGGAGAUGGGCCGUGACCUGGCCUUGUCAAAGGAAACAUAUAGAAAGGAGCAGUUGAAGGGCCGACCAGACCAGAGGUCCAAGCCGGACCCACAAUCGACAGCGCAGCAGCAGUCUCCAUCGCAGUCGCUCUUCCACAAUAACAGCGUGGCCUGCAACUCCACCGCCCUGGCCAAUGAUACGGCCUGUACUCGGGUCCUACCCAACAAGCAAAAAGUUAAAAGGCGCUCUGCCGUGAGCAGUUCGGAGCAGGAAACGAAACCCGACACAAUUAUCAUACUCGAUUCAUCAACGGAGACCGUGCCAGACGAGGAAUCAAACAAAGCGGGCGGUGAGGCCGACUGCACUGUGGUGACAUCCACAACCAGCUACGAGGCAAAGGAGGAAAAACCGCCGCCAUUUAAAUUUACCAAGAGGGGCAUCCUGCUGCACAGCAGCAGCACCUCAGUCGGAUCGGUCAACUUUACGCUCAACGAGCAGGAUCUUGGGCGUAUCAUUGGAGAGCGGCGUGCCAGAAAGUAUCUCAAGUACCACAUUGGCAGUCGAAGCUUCGACGGCCGCCACUCGGUCUAUUAUCGCCCCACUCCCAAGCUGGCGGCCGCUCUGAGUGCCAGCCCAGACUCUGCCCACACUCUGGUGCACGAGCUACAUACCUCCAGUUCGUCUAGUUCCAGCGAAGAGGACAUCUUCGAGCACAUCCAGCGUUAUGGGGAAGUGUACAGCGUUCUGGGCAAUCCCAAAGAGGAUUGAUUCGCCAGCUUUAAAUAUAAAUACAUGUAUGUAACUUUAAGUUUAACCCUUUCGAUUUAAACAAUUGUUCUUUAGUUAUGUUAUAUUAUAUUCUUGUGUUUUGGGGGUGUUUUCAAAACAUCCGUUGCGUGAGAGAGAGCGAGAGAAGAGAAAAAGAAAGUUUUGAAAUUAUUUUGUAGAUUUUGUUUGAUUUAUUUCACGUAAAUUACAAUGUCGAUAGGUGAUAAUAAAAAACAUAAUACGUCAUAAUAAUCAUAAUAAUCCGUCAUAAAUGUGUUCUUAAGUAUUAAAUAAUUGUUUAAGAGAUUUAUUCGCAUUGCAAUAGUAGUCGUACUGUACUUCUUGUGUGCCCAAAAAUAUAUAUAUGUAUAUGUCGAAA